This is a messenger RNA of Thamnophis sirtalis, 561 nucleotides long. NCBI's taxonomy places the organism in Eukaryota, Metazoa, Chordata, Lepidosauria, Squamata, Natricidae. The record is from RefSeq and is a predicted model, not a curated record.
AUGGUAGACUGUGAUGAGCUGAGAGAGUGGAAAUACUUGACCAUGCUUCGGACAUCUUUUAUAGAGCAGCUAACAGAGUGGUUUGACUACAUGGGCAUCCAGGAAGAAAAAGAGCAGUGGAUCCAGGCCAAAUAUGAGCAAAAACUCUUUCUUGCUCCAUUGCAAUGUUUAGACCUUUGUUUAGUUCAGCGACUACUACGAGCAUCUGCAGAAGAAGAUUUGCAGACUGUCAUCCUGCUUCUUGCACAUGGAACACAUGAAGAAAUGAAUGAAACCUGUGGAGAAGGGGAUAGGCGAUCAGCUUUACAUUUGGCUUGCAGGAGAGAAAAUGUCAUAUUGGUGCAGCUCUUAAUUUGGUAUGGUGUUGAUGUUAUGGCACGUGAUGCCCAUGGAAACAGUGCUUUAGCCUAUGCAAGACAAGCAACAAGCCAAGAAUGCAUUGAUAUCCUCCUGCAUUAUGGUUGUCCAGAUGAACACUUUGUCCUUAUGGCUACUCCCAAUUUAUCCCGGAAGAAUACUAAUAAGAACAACACCAGUGCAAGGAUGCCUUCCAUCAUCUGA